CUGCGCUCAGGGAAGCCUCGGACUUUUUAUGAAAUUGGCAAGUUUCACAGACAGUUCGUCCAUCCAGAACUUCGAAGCGCUCAUGGAGACGAUCACCCAUUAAUAGCCUCAGCACGCGACUGAAGUCAUUUAUAUUCAAGCUGACUGGAAAGUAUGGGAAAAUGGCAGUUAACAAUGGACCCAGUGCAGGAGUGGGGAGAAGAAAUGGAGGAAGGGGUGGUGUAUGGCGUGACCCUUCUCAGGGAGCCCACGCCGGCAUCCUUGCCUACAGCCAACGUGCCUGACGCCUCCUCCACCCAGAGCUGCAUGCAGUACAGAACCCUGAAGGCCCGGCGUGUGAAGGCAGCCGGCCUGGAGCGUCUGGUCUCUGAGCUGGUGAAGCCGGACUGUGAGGACCCGGACUAUGCCCGGAUCUUCCUCUCCUCCUACCGGGCGUUCACCAGUCCCAGCACCCUCAUCCAGCUGCUGUUCCGCAGGGAAGAUAUUAUCACCGAUUUGGACAACAGUGUCUGUGUGAAAAGCACUCUGCCUCUCCUGGUGCGGCUGUGGUUGGAUGAGUUUUGGGAAGAUUUGAGAGAAUCUCCAGAGCACCAGCCCCUCCGCCUUCUCUGUGUUCACCUGCGUCACCGCCUCUGUUUCCGACGCCUCGCUCGCCAGGCAGAAGCUCUUCUCCAAACCUUUAAGGAGGAAGACAGGCAGGCUGGGAGUGAGGCGUCCAGCGUCAGCAGCGCUCCUGUGGGGGACAGACCCAGUGGAGACGCACCCACCAGGGAGUUCAAGGAGGAGGGAGGCUUUCUCAGUUUCUCCACACGUGAUAUUGCUGAGCAGCUCACGCGAUUGGAUGCCGAUCUGUUUGUGCGGGUGGUCCCGUUCCACUGCCUUGGCUGCGUUUGGUCACAGAGGGACAAGAAGGAGAACCGCAGCCUGGCGCCGACGGUCCGCGCCACCAUUGCUCAGUUCAACAGCGUCACCAACGCGGUCAUCACCUCCCUGCUGUCCCCCCCCACCAGCUCCACGCCUGACUCCCCCCACGUGCAGAGAUUGCCGAUCUCUCCACGACUGUCCCCGUCACCCCAGCACGCUGCCACCAGACCCAUGCAUAGGGCACGGAUCAUAGAGAAAUGGAUCUCUGUGGCACAGGAGUGCCGUCAGCUGAGGAACUUCUCCUCUCUGCGUGCUAUCCUGUCAGCUUUGCAGUCCAACGCUGUAUAUCGCCUGAAGAACACCUGGGCAGCAGUCAGCAGAGAGAGCUUGGUCAUCUUUGAUCACCUGUGUGAAACCUUUCCUGAUGAAAACUGUGUUCUGACCACCAGAGAGUUCUUGGUGGAGAGUGGCAGCAGUGGGGAGGUGCCUUACCUGGGCACGUACCUGACCGUACUUACCAUGUUGGACACAGCACUCCCAGACACCGUGCAGGAUGGUCUGAUUAACUUUGAGAAGCGAAGAAGAGAAUUUGAGGUUCUGUCUCAGAUUCGGCAGCUGCAGACAUCAUGUGCUCUCUACUGUCUCCCAUCUCACCCUGUUAUCGCCUCCUGGCUCAACAGCUGCAAUACCCUCACUGAGCAGCAGAGUUAUGAUCUGUCCGUAAAGCUGGAGCCUCCAGUGGAUGUGUGUCCAAACUCUCCCCCCACCUGGAGCCAGCGGCUUAUAAGCAGGAAACUUUGCUUGUUUCUGAACAGCAGUGACAGCACUCCGAAGAAGACUCAUGUAGACCAGAUCAGUGUGUCGUCCUCGGGGUCCAGUGGCGUUGAGGUCGAGGAGCUUUCAUCUCUGAGCUCUUCCCUCCGACCCAAAUCACAGUCUGGAUCCUGUGUGAACAUCUCUGCAGACUCUGGUUGCUCAUCUUCACGGUGCUCCUCCCCUGGUUCCUGCACCUCCUGCACCUCUUCUCAGCUGGACCUCUGCGUCAUGAGCUCUGAUGGUGCAUCUUCUAACCCAUUGUCAUCAUGCACAUCCUCUUCCACCUCCUGCCUCCCCCAGCAGCCUCCCUGCUAUAAGCAGGGCCCAGACUCCUACGUCAUCAGGGUCAGCCUGGAAAUUGACAGUGGCAAUGUCUACAAAAGUAUUCUGAUAACAAGUCAGGACAAGACGAGUCAGGUAGUGCAGAGAGCUCUGGACAAACACAACUUGGAGGACCUGAGCUGCCAUGACUUCAGCCUCGUACAGAUCCUGCCACAAGGAAAAGAGCUCUGGAUGCCAGACAAAGCCAACGUAUUCUAUGCCAUGUACCCCUCGGACAAUUAUGACUUUGUGCUUCGCCAGCUUUGGAGAAACCACAGCCAAGCACAAAACCCAUGCUGCAGUCCUGCAGCCACGCCCAGAGGCCGUCAUGUUAAGUGAUGACACCAUCUCUGGCCUGGAAGACUCACCACAAUGGGGGAUAUUAAUGGGUGCAAGCCCACUUUAGAAUACUGACUGAUGAAGGCCUCCACCAUCACUAAGCUGUUAGAACCACGCCAAGUUCUGGAGAUCGGUUUUAUACAAGAAACGUCCCUCACUAACACUCCUCUCACAGAUGCCUGUAGAGUAUUACUGCCUUCUAUGUAAGCUUGCAGAGUCAUAGUCUGACACUAAAAAAAAAAAAUCACUUUUAAAACGUUUUCUCUUUAACGGUAUGAAGGAUGUAUAAACCUGCACAGACCAGUUUUUUGUUUUUUUCCCUCUGGAUUCCAGAGGAAUCCAUUGCGUCCAGUAAAUUUCAGUGUUGCUCGUAAACAGAAACAGGAGAAAUAUUUAUUUGGAUAUCUACAUGUAUAGUAUUAAUAACACAGAGGUAAUAUAUAAUUUUUUUUAAAUGAAUGAGGAUAUUUUUACUGUAGAAUUGUCUGUGUAUAUACAAUUGCUAUAGUUCAGUGUUAGCUUUAAGAUUAUUUUUAACAGCAGAGAAGUAAUUUUAUUUAUUUUAAUCAUUGAAUUUUAUUUAUUUUAAUCAUUGAAUCAUUUAUUUAUUUUAAUCAUUGAAAACACACUUUUCCUGUGUUGUACUGUAUCACAUCCAGUUGUUUGGAGCUCCCUUUCUCUGACCACCACAAUGUUAAUUAAAGAUGCCAUAAUUAGUCAUCUUUAAACUUCAUGAAAGCACAACAAAGCCCAUAACCACUAGUUAUAUGGAAUGUUGCACAGAGAAUUGAAGCCUCUUCGAAUGGGUCAUGUCUGUGAAUGCCCUCUGCUUAUGCUGAGGUUUGGACUAGGGUAAGACCUGUUCCAACAGAGUAAUAUAGAUACAUCUAGCAGUCUCCUACAUCAGGAAGGAAGCUCAAACAUCUGCUUAGUGUGCCUUUAACAGUUGCUUCCUUUGCCUUAAAAGG
This is a messenger RNA of Electrophorus electricus (electric eel), 3308 nucleotides long. It is a transcript of the gene rgl3a, whose product is annotated as ral guanine nucleotide dissociation stimulator-like 3a. Gene Ontology annotation, molecular function: guanyl-nucleotide exchange factor activity. The record is from RefSeq and is a predicted model, not a curated record. Lineage: Eukaryota; Metazoa; Chordata; Actinopteri; Gymnotiformes; Gymnotidae. Gene Ontology annotation, biological process: Ras protein signal transduction. Gene Ontology annotation, cellular component: plasma membrane.